Molecule: messenger RNA, 1632 nt
Organism: Symsagittifera roscoffensis
Lineage: Eukaryota; Metazoa; Xenacoelomorpha; Acoela; Convolutidae
Product: cytosolic beta-glucosidase-like
Exons: 1
Coding region: 1-1632 (543 amino acids)
Biological process (GO): carbohydrate metabolic process
Molecular function (GO): beta-glucosidase activity
Source: RefSeq, a predicted model, not a curated record
AUGCAGCUGAUCUGCUGUGUAAUAUUAUUGUGCAUACCAGGAAGCUUGAGCAAAAUUCCGUUCUCACAAUCGUCAGCAGAUUCAUUACCCUACUUCGUCUACCCGACAAAAUUUAACAACUCGAUCGAAGAUGCAUUCGCAGCAGGUACUUUUCCGAAACACUUCAAAUUCGGCACCGCAACGUCCGCCUACCAGACUGAAGGGGCGUACAAUGUUGGGGGUAAAGGGUAUAGCAUCUGGGAUAAUUUCACCCACACGCCUGAAGAAAUGAAAGUAGGAACGGGCGAUGAGGCUACUGAGAGCUAUUAUUACUUCAUAGACGGGGAUCUUGAAAACCUUAAGCGACUCGGAGUUGACCAUUACCGUUUUUCAAUCGCAUGGCCUCGAGUUUUGCCUAAUGGUGUACUUGAAAACCCGGAAACAGAUGUAAACAAAGAUGGCGUUGAUUUCUACAACAAGGUCAUCGACAGUUUGAUCCACGCUGGAAUCGAACCCAUGGUCACUUUAUCGCAUUGGGACUUCCCACAGAAAUUGCAAAAUCAGGGCGGGAUGACUUCUGAAAAGUUACCAGGGUGGUUUGAAAUAUAUGCCGAUUUCUGUUUCAAAACAUUCGGAGACCGAGUUAAAACAUGGAUUACAUUCAAUGAGCCAUUUACGACGUCUUUAUGUUACGAGACAGGCAACUGCGCCCCUGGAUUUUUAUCAAAGGGUGUCUUGACGUACCAAAACGCUCAUCAGCAGUUGUUAGCUCACGCCAGAGCCUACCACGUGUACCAUGCAAAGUAUAAAGCGUCGCAAGGAGGCAAAGUUGGAAUUGUUGCCGGUUCUGCGUGGCACGAGCCUAAUGAUGAUUCACACCUUGAUCAAAUUGCGGCCGAAAAGAUGCUCCAAUUCCAGUUGGGUUGGGUUCUCUCGCCACUUUUGGGAACCGGAGAUUACCCAGGUGUCAUGAAGAAUGUGAUAGCCGAACUAAGCGAAUACCAAGGAUUUUCAGAAUCCAGACUUCCAGUCUUUUCAGAUGGCGAUAAAGAGUCUUUACUGGGAACACUUGACUUCUUGGGGAUCAAUUACUACGGAGGAGACAAAAUUAGCUAUAUAGACCAAAUAUACACUAAGGAACCCAGUAUGGAAAAUGAUCAAUCUGUGAAUCAGAUAUUCCCUGAAAACUGGAUCGAAACUGAACUUUUCUUCAACCGAGGUUAUCCAGCAGGUCUGAGAAAACUUAUGAGCUGGAUAAUGACAAACUACGGGCAAAAAUUUGACUUCGAAAUUUACAUCACUGAGAAUGGAUAUGCUGCACCCGUAAGCGACGAUGGAUGUCGUGACGUCAUCGACAUCGAUCGCAUCAAAUUCAUGGUUGCUCAUUUGAGCGAACUGUACAAAUCGAUCAGCGAAGAUAAAGUUCCAGUAACUCGCUAUACUUUUUGGUCUCUAAUGGAUAACUACAAUUUUGGCGAUGGUUAUAAUAUCAAUUUUGGUCUGUUCUGCACCGACUUUGACUCUGAGACCAAGCAGAGAUAUCCGAGACUCAGUUCGUAUCUGUACCAGAAGAUAAUUGGGUACAAAGGAUUUGGAAAUGAUUACUUCAUGCAGCAAUUGAAAGAUCUGGGAAUCAUUGAGCAAUUACAAUAA